Molecule: messenger RNA, 2504 nt
Organism: Suricata suricatta (meerkat)
Lineage: Eukaryota; Metazoa; Chordata; Mammalia; Carnivora; Herpestidae
Gene: CHML
Product: CHM like Rab escort protein
Exons: 2
Coding region: 431-2392 (653 amino acids)
Biological process (GO): vesicle-mediated transport; intracellular protein transport; protein geranylgeranylation
Cellular component (GO): cytosol; Rab-protein geranylgeranyltransferase complex; nucleus
Molecular function (GO): GDP-dissociation inhibitor activity
Source: RefSeq, a predicted model, not a curated record
UCACCUUUACCUUCGUGUCCUGCCUGAGGAACGGCUGGGUCUGGGACACCGUGGGCUGCGUGUGGGACGGGUUUAGCAGCAGCCUCUUCGAGAAGAGUUCCAGUCACAAAUGCAUGUGUGAUGCAUUUUGACAUUUACUGCUAAGAUGAAAUGCAGAAAUGAAAACCGCACAUCCAUUUUAGUGUUCUCAGAUGUGAUUAGAUAUACUUUAUCAUAUUUUUAUGCUACUGACCUCUAAGGAAAACAAUAUUGAGAAAGGUUAACAGUUAAAUACCUAGGACCGGACCUGCAGCUUCUACUUCUCGGAGGAACAGGACUAUCACAAGGAGAGACUUUAUUACGGCACAUUCACACCCCAGCUGACCCCUCAGCCUAGACUCAUACACGUUUCUGUUAUCGGCAGUUGUCACCAGACGCUUUGUCUUCCAGGAUGGCGGACAGUCUCCCCACAGAGUUCGAUGUGGUCAUAAUGGGGACAGGUCUGCCUGAAUCCAUCCUCGCAGCUGCAUGCUCAAGAAGCGGUCAGAGGGUUCUGCAUCUUGAUUCGAGAAGCUACUAUGGAGGAAACUGGGCAAGUUUCAACUUUUCAGGAUUGCUCUCCUGGUUGAAGGAGUGUCAGCAAAACAGUGACGUUGCAGAAGAAAGUACUGCCUCGUGGCAAGGCGUGAUUCAUGAGACCGAGGAGGCCGUCCCUCUGCGCCAGAAGGAUGGAACCAUUCACCACACCGAAGUUUUUUGUUACGCCAGUCAGGAUAUGGAUGACAAAAUCAAAGAGACUGAUGCUCUACAGAAAAACCCUUCCUUGCUGACAUCUGAUCCCCUCACCAAACCUCUGGAUUCCACAUGCUUGUCUGAAGACUCAUUAACUGUUACUGGUGGUGAAAUGCCUGCCAAAGACACUCCUAAAAGUGAUGGAGAGAUUUUACUAGAAGUAAGUGAUGUCAAGGGCACCUUGGCAACAGAAAACUACUGUGGAGGUGAAACUUGUAUACACACAGUUUCAGAUGGAGACACAGAUGAAAACAAACCUAUAGAGGAAGACAGCAUUGAUCAACCAAAGAGAACUAGGAUUACUUACUCUCAAAUAGUUAAAGAAAGCAGGAGGUUUAAUAUUGAUCUGGUAUCAAAGCUGCUAUAUUCUCAAGGAUUGCUAAUUGAUCUUCUAAUCAAAUCAAAUGUUAGUCGUUAUGCAGAAUUUAAAAAUGUCACUAGGAUUCUUGCAUUUCGAGAAGGAAAAGUAGAACAGGUGCCUUGUUCCAGAGCAGAUGUCUUCAAUAGCAGAGAACUCACUAUGGUUGAAAAAAGGAUACUAAUGAAAUUUCUUACAUUUUGUUUAGACUAUGAACAACAUCCUGACCAAUACCAAGCUUUCAUGCAGUGCUCAUUUUCAGAGUACUUAAAAACUAAAAAAUUAACCCCCAACCUCCAGCACUUUGUAUUGCAUUCAAUUGCAAUGACAGAGUCAUCUUGCAGUACAAUAGAGGGCCUUAAAGCAACAAAACACUUCCUUAGGUGUCUUGGACGGUUUGGCAAUACGCCCUUUUUAUUUCCCUUAUAUGGCCAGGGAGAAAUUCCCCAGUGUUUCUGCAGGAUGUGUGCAGUUUUUGGUGGAAUCUAUUGUCUUCGCCAUAAAAUUCAAUGCCUUGUAGUUGACAAAGAAUCUGGAAGAUGUAAAGCAAUUAUAGAUCACUUAGGUCAGAGAAUCAGUGCUAAAUAUUUUAUUGUGGAAGAUAGUUACCUUUCUGAGAAAAUGUGCUCGAAUGUACAGUAUAAGCAUAUCUCCAGGGCAGUGCUCAUUACGGAUCAGUCUAUACUAAAGGCAGAUUCAGAUCAGCAGAUUUCCAUUUUGAUAGUGCCCCCAGCAGAGUCAGGAACAUACGCCGUUCGUGUCACAGAACUGUGUUCCUCCACCAUGACGUGCAUGAAGGACACCUACCUGGUACAUCUGACCUGUCCAUCCUCUAAAACAGCAAGAGAAGACUUAGAGUCGGUAGUGAAGAAAUUAUUCACCCCAUGCACUGAAGCAGCAACAGAUGAGGGGGAACCUACAAAGCCAAGACUCUUGUGGGCUCUUUAUUUUAAUAUGAGAGAUUCCUCCGGAGUCAGCAGAAGCUCGUAUGAUGGCUUACCUUCUAAUGUUUAUGUCUGCUCUGGGCCUGACUGCGGACUGGGAAAUGAGCAUGCAGUCAAGCAAGCUGAAACACUGUUCCAGGAGAUCUUUCCAAGUGAAGAAUUCUGUCCCCCACCUCCGAAUCCAGAAGACAUUAUCUUUGAUGGUGAUGAUAAGCAACCAGAGGCUCCUGGAACCAAUAACAUAAUCAUGGCCAAACUAGACUCCUCCGAGGGAAGCAAAAGCCUAGAAACUAGCACAGGGAAGCAACUGGAAGACUAGGAAGAAGCAAACUGGAAAUGCUGCUUCGGGCUCUCAUCCUGCCAUCAGAGUAUUUUCAUUUAAAGGACAGUUUACUAUAUGAGUAAUUAAACUGGUUACAUGAUGGAUGGUA